Nothobranchius furzeri (turquoise killifish) is the source of this 2294-nucleotide messenger RNA. RefSeq names its product FAST kinase domains 3 (gene fastkd3). Gene Ontology annotation, biological process: mitochondrial RNA processing; regulation of mitochondrial mRNA stability. Gene Ontology annotation, molecular function: RNA binding. The record is from RefSeq and is a predicted model, not a curated record. Gene Ontology annotation, cellular component: mitochondrial matrix; ribonucleoprotein granule. NCBI's taxonomy places the organism in Eukaryota, Metazoa, Chordata, Actinopteri, Cyprinodontiformes, Nothobranchiidae.
UCUAGGCAGGUUUGCGUAUGAUUGCAAAAUCUGCUAUUUCCGAGGCGACAUGAACGCUACAUGUUCCUACAUGGUUAUUUCUGUUGACCCCGCGCCAGGCUAGGAAGGUCCAGCGGGGACCGGGGAGUCCAGGCUCAUGGCUUUGAAACUGAUUCAGAGUCUUCCUCUUGUCGGACAGUUCGGGAUCCGUCGUUAUCCUGUUGGACCUGUCUGUCCCAUCAGACGCCUGAGUACCAUCAGCUCUGGUCAAUCCUCAUGUGUGGCAUGUCUGUGUACUUCAGCCAACCGUUGUAUCCAGAGACAUGGCUGCAGGAGUCAAAAGCAGGACUGUAGCGUGAGAAGUUUGACCACCGUCAUUAAAGAGGCAUCAUUCUUCUCCAACUCUGUGGGGCUCCACAAAGAUUCAGUUCCACGGUUCCGUCUGACCCAGCUGCACCGACCCUCAGCUGCUGAUGAACUGAGUUUUCAACAGCGCCUGGAAACCUGCACCUCCUCCCGGCAGGUCUUCAGACUGCUGCGCUCUGUGGAGAUCCUGUCAGACACCAUGGCUGCAGCAGCUCUUCACAGUGUGGCUGACCUGGAACAGGAAGACACAGCUCUGCGAGACCCCACAGUGCUGGAGGAUGACACCAUCAGGGCUCUGUGCUUCCAGCUGGAACAGGACUCUGAGCGGCUCACAGAUGCUGGGCUGGUGUCUGCUCUUCUAGCCUGCACACGCCUCUGUUUGGAUCCUUGGAGCACGCUGAUGGUGCAGCUUAAGUCAGAUAGCCAAACCAGGCUCGACAGAGGGCAAUUUACUGUAGGACAGCUGUGCACCUUGGGUCAGGCGAUGUUGGCCGUGGAGGGACCAGGAUCUGGGAUGCUGGAGCAGGUGAUGGUGCAGAUUCAGAAGCAGGAACCAGCUCAGUGGGGUCUUCCAGACCUUGUAGCUGUUUAUAGGCUUUUGCAAAGUAGUGUGGGUGAAGAUGGAAAAUACAGAGAUUUAUUAAACGCCAUGCACACCCAUGCUGUCACAGUCACCUCCAGAAUGGAUCCUGCUGCUGUCAGCGGUGUACUAAAUGCUCUUGUUACUCUGAAUCAAAUGCAGGCCAUGCCUCUUGUAAUCAGUUUGUGUAAGCAAGCGGUUCGGCAUGUCCAUAACUUCACUGAUGAGGAGCUCACUUGCGUCCUGGGUGCAUUGAUGCAUUUUGGUCACAGCGAUCAUUAUUUUGUGAAAGCGAUGGAGAAGCUUGUACCUACGAUGGCUUUCACCUCCCAUCCAGAGACCGUAACCAAGGUGGCACAGUUCUUUGGCCACAGGAACAUCUUGUCCUUUGCUGUUUUUGAUGCUGUUGCAGAGAGCUUUGUGUACCGAGCAAGCGACUACAGCACCAGCCAAGUAGCCAGGCAGAUCAUGGCUUUUGGAAAGUUGGGUUAUCUCCCCCCCAAUGAAAGCCAGUUGUUCAGGAAAAUAGAAGCCAUCCUGCACAGUAGCUAUUCACAAUUCCAACCUGGGACGCUGCUCAACCUGCUGCACGCCUGCAUCCUGGUGGAAAGGUUUCCUGUCAAUUUUCUUUCCAAAGUUUUCAGCAGUUAUUUCCCGCAACAGCUGCAAUAUCAGAACGAGGUGAUUGACCGGGGCGUUUUGGCCCAGCUGACUCAGCUCUACAUGACUGUGAAGUUGGAGUGUCCAUUCUAUGAGGGUCCACGUCUGCUCCCAAAGUACAGAGUCAAGUCUUUCCUUGCGUCGGGUCGCUCUCUGGAGUCACCAGUCGAUCCACAACUGUACAACACAGUGAAAAAUGGACUGGUGGAUCUACUCGGAGGUCGAUCCUACUUCGGAUCCAGAGUUCUGACACCAUACUGCUACACACUCGACGUGGAGAUUAAACUUGAUGAAGAGGGAUACGUGCUGCCUGCCAGUCAAAUGGAUGACGUGUACAAAAGGAUUGCCCUUUGUAUCGACGGACAAAAGAGGUUUACUACAAACAUCCGGCAGCUGCUUGGAAAGGAGGCCAUCAAGCAGCGACAUCUACGACUCCUGGGAUAUGAAGUCAUACAGAUUCCUUUUUAUGAAAUUGAAAAACGGCACACCAAAGUCAGCGUGGUCGAGUAUCUUCACCAAAGGAUCUUCCCUCACACCUACAGGCUGAGCUGGUGAACACAACAGCAAUGCCAUUGCAUCAGGGCUUCUUUUGUGGAAAUGAAUCCAGAUUUUUUCUAGCAGUCAUGCCAAUAUAAUGUGACUUAGUUAUUUAUUUUGUACAGAAGUAUUUUUAAUUCUACAAUAAAGAGGCUUUUUGUACCAGAAACAA